GGCUGGUGGUUCGAUACGCUGUGCAAGGAGCCUCCUGAAUCAUGGCGAAGGGCAAGGACAAGUCCCAAGGCAAGAAGUCCGGUAAUGACGACAGCGCGCAUUCGACUGCGACAGAGAGUAAGGGUACCAGCAAGGCUUCCAACAAGGGCGCCAGCAAAGCCGAGAGCAUGGCCUCCUACUCGCCAGAGAGCAAGACUACCAGCAAGCCAACUAGCAAGGUUUCCAGUAAGGCGCCCAGCAAGGCACCCAGCAGGGUAUCUGGAAAAGCUACCAGUAAAGCGCCCAGCAAGGCACCCAGCAAGGUUGCCGGCAAGGCGCCAAGCAAGGCGCCCAGCAAGGUAUCCGGCAAGGCUGCCAAUAAAUCGCCCAGCAAGGCUCCGAGCAAGGCCCCUAGCAAGGCCUCCGCUAAGGCUCCGAGCAAGGCCUCCCCUAAGACUCCGAGCAAGGCUUCGAGCAAGACUCCGAGCAAAUCGACUAGCAAGGCGGGCAGCAAGGCGCCCAGCAAGGCACCCAGCAAGGCUCAAAGCAAGCUGCACCAAAAGUUGAAGCAAAGGUGCGUUCUCGCUCUUUUUUCUUUUUUUUAGCAUUAGAAAUUAAGUAGUUUCGGUUUGUCUUUAAACGUGCUACCCUUUGCUAAAUACUCGCUGUCGGAGAGGUUCACGGCAGCAGCAACGCGGUACUGACAUCUUGUGACACGCGUUUAACCAGAUACCACACAAAGCUAAUACUGCAGUGACCUACAAUUUUCUACAUAACCACUGAUUGCAAGCGGUUAGUAGCGACGUUAUCUUUAUUAUGAAAUCCUUUUAUGACUUAUCAUCAACGAAAACAAGGACGCAAAACAAAAAUGUUUCGAACUCAUUGUAGUUGGGAAUAGCAUCGCAGCGGUUCACUACCUGUUUUGCUACUUCCGUCCAAGGCUUCCGUAACCUGGCAACUUUAUUUUAUUGAGUUUUAUUUUAUUGAAUCUUAUUUUUAUUGAAUUUUAUUGCGUCCAGCAACUAAGCGUAGUUGCUGGACGCAAUAAAAUUUCCUAGACAUAGCUUGUCCAUAAACGUAGAUGGUCAUAGUAACGCAGGUAGCGGCA
Dermacentor andersoni is the source of this 1087-nucleotide messenger RNA. The record is from RefSeq and is a predicted model, not a curated record. Lineage: Eukaryota; Metazoa; Arthropoda; Arachnida; Ixodida; Ixodidae.